AUGGUGCGCGUGCCCGGAUCUUCGGAAGACGCGGGGAUUCAUCGCAAGCCCCAAGAUGAAAAAGAAGUUAAGGUCAAGAUAGAAUCGAAGACCGAAGAUCCACUGGAAGACGGACCGCUAGUGACACAAGAGGACAAAAACAAAGAGUCGAAGGACCGACUGGACCUUGGGAGGGGUCCGGCCAACAAGUUAAAGGUUAAUUUUAUUGAAAAAAACUGA
Molecule: messenger RNA, 219 nt
Organism: Peronospora matthiolae
Lineage: Eukaryota; Oomycota; Peronosporomycetes; Peronosporales; Peronosporaceae
Source: the annotation of a GenBank genome assembly